Messenger RNA from Anopheles funestus (African malaria mosquito), 12469 nucleotides. RefSeq names its product teneurin-a (gene Ten-a). Gene Ontology annotation, biological process: motor neuron axon guidance. Lineage: Eukaryota; Metazoa; Arthropoda; Insecta; Diptera; Culicidae. The coding region runs from base 1438 to 10095 and encodes 2885 amino acids. The record is from RefSeq and is a predicted model, not a curated record. The transcript has 19 exons.
AGACAGUGCAGCCCAAGCCUCUCAACGCCGAACUUCUGCUGAAGGAAGUUGUUUGCUCGCAGAAAGCCGUUGUUGCCCAGAAGAGGAUUUUCGAAACCCGCGUUUGCUUCACAUCCACAUAUUCUGCUAAGCCCCCACAAAAUAGGGCGUCGAUUAUCGUUUUAAAAUUUUCGCGAAAAUUCCGCUGGUUUUGUGCCAGCCACAGGAUGCCGUUGUGAACGUGUAUACAAUAUAGUUGGUGAAGUUUAUUGCAACGGACAAAACGGAGACGGGAAAAACAGGCUCCUUCUCCCCAGCGCACCCCCGGAUUCUAAGGAAAAACCGACCGUUUUCGGAUUUCCCUGCCGCGCCAGGCACCGCUUUUCCACAAUCAACUUGUCGCCCACACACACAUCUACAUCCACCUCAUCCGUUUGUCGGGUUCCACCAUAAACAAGGCAGAACACCUUAAAGAUGCGUUUCCUUUCAAACGGUUAAGCGCCCCAGCCAGGAAGAAGGGAAGGCAGCAACACAAGAAAAAAGUCCAACGAAAAGUGCUACAAGUGUUGCUAAUCGUGUGAAAACCGGUUUUUUUCUUUCCCGUCUGAAAAUAUUCGGGAGGUUUUUAUUUUAUCUUACCUUUUUUUUUGGUUUUUGCUGGUGUUAUUCGGAGUGGUAAGAGCAAAACCACGAGGAAAAAAAUCGCACCGUGCGCCGCGAGUGGUGUUGUAUGAAAGAUGGGUAGCGAGUUUGUUUUAUUUUCGUGAAAUAAUUUCAAAAUAGUGUUCAAUCGCGUAUAUGAGUACUUUGCUAACGCAGAAGCAAAAAAAAUGUAUCGGGACGCGUCGACCGCUGCCGCGUAUAACGAGCGAAAAAUGUUUGUUCAUCCGACGAUAAAGAAUGUUCUAUCGUCACGAAACAGCACCAACAGCAGCAGCAGCAGCAGCAGUGGUAACAGCCAGGAAUGAUUCCAAUCUUACCAACCAUCAAAGAAAAAAAACGGUCCAGAUCGUUUUUCUUUUGCUGCACACGUUAAGAAAAAUAUAUAAAUAAGAAAAACCCCAACGUCUAAUAACGAGGAUGAAGAUGUCGAACCUUGAGCAAUUCGUGAUUGUGUUUCCAUUCGUUCCUAAUCUUUGGCUCUUCUUCCUGAACGAUAGCAGACAGCAAAUUGCUGGGGCGUAGAGAGCACAUUCCGUUCGACAUACAGUUUAAAAAAAAACACGAAUAGUCCAGCAAUAUAUAAAAUAAAACGAAAGGCAGCAACAACGUCGACGCAUGCAGGCUGGAGUUAUUGGUUGUGGUUGUCUGCUGGCUCGAGGUUAUAAGCAGUUGUCUCCCGGUACAUGUACAUGAUCGCCGUUACCACCACCGUGCAAGUGAUAUAAAAUAUAACACGUUCCCGGCGCAUACAGUAAACGGGCCGUGACGGGACAACAAACGGUGACGCUUGGCAAGAUGACGAUGAAAUCUAUGAAGUAUAACGACUGUGACACCAUCAUGGACGGCUACAAUCCGGCACCACCGCCAUUACCCAGGAGGGUACCACCAGCGCGAAACAUUUACGCGGAACCAUUCGCUACCGAAUCUAACACGAACAGACUACAAUCAUCGCAACAGCUGCAGCAGCAACAGCAGCAACAGCAGCAACAGCAACUUCAAUCUCAGCAGCAACCGAUUCCGCAACUGACACAAUCCAUGACUAAUACACACAUCACCACCGGAUCCCGUCUGGGAGGCUCUUCCUCCCUGGUGAUGCCCGUUUUUCCAUUACGAACCGGUGGUACCGCCCACACACCACAUUAUUCACCUUACUCACCAUCAAGGUUUCGCAUCGAUAAAAGCUGUCAGCAUCGUUGCUCCUGGAAGUGUUUUAGCAUCGCCUUAAUAUUGGUUACAAUAAUUUUAUCGGCAACACUGACGUAUUUCGCAGCAACGAGUUCCAUGAAAUCAAAUCUCGACUCUGCCAACUGCAUACUCGUGCAGGAUGUAAAAACGGGCCUGGCCGUCGAUCAAACCGGUACGCCCAUCGAUUCGUCCAACUACGGACUGCUCUCCGGACCGUCUACUUUAAACCCAACGGAGGAGUCCCCCAUUACCAGCACGCUCGACCACAACAGCUUCUCCACGCUCGGUGGUCUGGGCGGGUCGGGUGGCGUUGCCGGUGGUAAUGCUGCCCUGUCCACGUACAACCGGCGACCGACGCAGGACAUUUCGCACCAGGUGCAACAAACGACGCAAGUAUUCAGCUCCGUUCACCAGCAGAAGUGGCCCGCAAUAGUGGAGUUGCGCGAAUUUAACGAAAUCCACGCAUCGACGAUCGCACCGUUCCAGUUCUGGAACGUGGAGUUCCGUAAUAAGCAUCCCGCCUUUAUACAGUUUAACUUUACGCUCCCGUGGGGUGCUAACUUUGCCAUCUACGGGCGGCGUAACGUGGGCCCAACCGUGACGCAGUACGAUUUCGUUGAGUUUAUCAAGGGUGGGCGGGUUGAUCAUAAGUUGCGCCGGAAGCGCAGCAUCGGAAGUAGUUUCUUCCAGAACGAUGUGCUCGAUACGCACUUCAGUGCCAACGACGAGAACUCAUCCACGUUCGAGGCGAACCGGCGCAAUCAGUUUGCGUUCGAAGAUUUGCGCUUGGACGAGGUGGAAAAGCACAUCAUUUCGAAGCGUUCUGCUGACGGUAGCGCCGGUCCGUCUUCGUUGCAGAAGAUCGAUAUGGAAGCGAUGACGGUCAAUGUCACUAUUCUGCAGUAUCUCGACAUUGGCCGAUGGUAUUUGUCGGUGUACAAUGAUGAGUUGUUACCGCACACGGUUUCGCUAGUCGUUGGGGAGGCGGAAGGCAUCCAUACCGCUUGUCCGAGCGAUUGUUCCGGUCGUGGAUCAUGCUACCUAGGAAAGUGCGACUGUAUAGAUGGAUAUCAAGGCAACGAUUGUUCAAUCAGUGUUUGUCCGGUUCUUUGCUCUGCACACGGCCAUUACGGUGGUGGUGUAUGUCACUGCGAGGAAGGUUGGAAGGGUUCGGAGUGUGAUAUUCCCGUUUCGGAAUGUGAAAUGCCGACCUGCUCCAACCAUGGCCGCUGCAUUGAGGGAGACUGCCAUUGCGAACGUGGCUGGAAAGGACUGUUCUGCGAACAGCAGGACUGUAUCGAUCACUCCUGUUCCGGGCAUGGAACAUGCGUUUCCGGCCAGUGCUUCUGUAAGGCCGGUUGGCAAGGGGACGACUGUAGCAUUGUCGAUCAGCAGGUGUAUCAGUGUCUGCCCGGUUGCUCGGAUCACGGUACGUACGAUUUAGAUACGGGCUCCUGCAUUUGUGAUCGUCAUUGGACGGGGAUCGACUGUUCGCAAGCCGUUUGCAGUUUGGAUUGUGGACCGAACGGUAUCUGUGAGAAUGGACGGUGCCGUUGCGAUGAUGGGUGGACAGGCAGUUUGUGCGAUCAGCUGAUGUGUGAUCCACGGUGUGCGGAACAUGGUCAAUGUAAGAACGGAACAUGCGUUUGCUCGCAAGGAUGGAACGGACGGCACUGCACGCUACCUGGUUGUGUGAAUGGGUGCUCGCGCCACGGCCAGUGUACGAUGGAGGACGGCGAAUACAAGUGCAUUUGUGUGGAAGGCUGGGCUGGAAAUGAUUGCUCGAUCGCGCUAGAGAUGAGUUGCAAAGAUAAUAUUGAUAAUGACAAUGAUGGUAUGACGGACUGUUCCGAUAGUGAAUGUUGCGUGCAUCCGAUUUGUGCGGAACACAUUAUGUGUCUGGCGUCGAACGAUCCGGUUGAGGUGUUGCUGCGCAAGCAACCACCCUCCGUAACGGCAUCCUUCUAUCAGCGCGUAAAGUUUCUGAUUGAGGAAAACUCCGUUCAAUCUUACGCCCAUAUGGACGAGUACAGUGAGAGUGAGUUCUGGAACUCGUUCACACCGUGCCGGGUAUCAGUCAUGCGCGGACAGGUAGUGACACCGCAGGGUCUCGGUAUCAUUGGCAUACGCGUAUCGGUUGACCGAGAUUCUCGCUUUGGAUUUACACUCACGCGACAGGGUGGAUGGUUUGAUGUGCUCGUAAAUGGAGGUGGAGCCGUGACGCUACAGUUCCAGCGAUCACCGUUCCGACCACUCACACGGACGGUAUUUGUACCCUGGAACCAAAUUGUUGUACUUCCGCCGGUCCAGAUGCAGAUAAACGAUAAUGACGAACACGACGAUAUUUCCUUCAUAUCUGUCCCAUCAAAUCUUGCCUACAGCUUCCUGAGUACGUCCCACUAUCGUUUCAUGGAAGAUAACCCAUCGCCGAUAGCUAUAUGUCUGGAGCACGAUCACGAACUGUUGAGUCCUCAUCUGACCAGUACGUGGAUGCCGAAUGGGAUUGGUUCCGUUCCUGGUAAAAAUUUCAUUUUCGCCGAAACACAGGUUGUGCAAGAAUCGCUCAAAAUUCCCGGUUCGGAAAUACACCUGCUGUACAAAUCUUCCCAAGCAUCCGGUUAUCGUUCGAUCGUACGGAUGCAGUUAACGCACGAUCGCAUCCCGGACACGCUCACACACGUGCACGUCGGUGUACAGAUCGAAGGUUCGCUGCAUGUCAAAACGUACGAAGCGGAUCCAAACCUGCGCCACAUCUUCGCAUGGAACAAGCGGAACGUAUUCAAACAGAAGGUGUACGGUAUUGCGAUGGCACGCAUUUCGAUCGGGUACGAGCAUGCAACCUGCCGUGGUAUCGUGUGGGAAACGCGCACGGUAAAGCUGCAGGGUUUCGAUGUCGACAUAUCCGACAUCGGUGGAUGGGGUCUGGACAUACACCAUCACUACAACUUCCACGAGGGUAUACUGCAGAAAGGUGACGGUGCGACGAUACAUCUGAAGGAGUUCCCGCGCAUCGUGCGGGGUGUGCUCGGUGAUGGACAACAGCGCACCCUGAUGUGCCGUGACCACUGCAAUGGGUUGUCGAAAAAUGGUCAACUGUUGACACCGGUUGCGCUAGCGUCCGGUCCGGACGGUAGUUUGUUCGUGGGCGAUUUCAACCUUAUACGGCGCAUCACUACCAAUGGGAGUAUUUUCACCAUCCUGCAACUGGACACAACGCGCGUUUCGUACCAAUACUAUCUGUCAGUUUCACCGGCCGAUGGGCAGCUAUACAUUUCCGACUCCGAGAAGCAUAAAAUCCUCAAGAUAGUAUCGCUAGAGAACGUGGAAGAUCCGUCCUCGAAUUACGAUGUGAUCGUCGGUAGUGGACAGCGUUGUAUUCCGGGCGAUGAACAGAACUGUGGCGAUGGUGGACCGGCAAUCGAGGCACGGCUUUCCCAUCCGAAGGGUCUUGCAAUUGCAGCCGACCGUACGAUGUACAUUGCGGACGGCACAAAUAUACGAGCGGUUGAUCCGAAGGGUACGAUUCACACCCUGAUCGGGCACCAUGGACAUCAAAACCGGUGGAGCCCGGUACCGUGUAGAGGGGCGGCACGGGCAAUGCAGGUGCAGUUACAGUGGCCAACCGCGCUAGCCCUAAACCCGCUCGAUGGAUCGCUGUACUUUGUGGACGAUCGGCUCGUACUGAAGCUAACGUCCGAUAUGAAGGUGAAGGUUAUCGCUGGCAUACCGUUACACUGCAACGAAGAUCACAUGACGGGCUUAAACCGUACCACGCCGGUCGAGGAACCGCUCGGUACGGUGCUGGCAAUGGCGUUCGGACCGAACGGUGAUCUGUACGUGGCCGACACUAACUCGAAACGUAUCAACACGAUCAAGGUGAUCGAAUCGUCCACCGGGUUUAUGAAACAGUUUGCUGGGAAAAUUGAUUCCGGAAGCCAAGAAUGUGACUGUCAGGGUAAAACGUUGAACUAUUCGCGACGUAAACCGGCAAACGGUACUGCUGGUAGCAUCGGUCAAAACCCAUCAUCAGGUGUUGACCGUAGCACUGGUGUACCGGAUGGUGGCAGCCCGUUCUGUGUGUGUCAGCAUGCAAACGAUACAACCAACGGCCGAAAGGAUUAUCCGGAUGCAUCGGCGACGUUCAGUGCGUCAGCCAAUGGGGCUGGUGGAAGUACCGGUGAAACAAUUUUAUCCUCCAACAUUCGCUUCCAAUCAAUAUCAGCAAUUGCGGUCGCCCAGGAUGGUGUAAUUAAUGUAGCCGAUCAAGGUUCGUUGCGAAUCUUUGCACUGGAGCAUUAUCUGCCCCAGCACGAUAGUAAUGGUGAGUUCCAGAUACCGUACACACCGUUGAACGAACUGUACGUUUUCAACCGGUACGGGCAGCAUAUCGCAACGCGUGAUUUGUCCACCGGCAAGUCACGCUAUUCCUUCCUCUACUCGAAAAAUACAAGCUUUGGCAAGCUGUCGACGGUGACGGAUAGUUCCGGCAACAAGAUACAAUUCCUCCGCGACUACAGUAACGUGGUCAGCUCGAUUGAGAACGGGCAGGAUUACAAGACCGAGCUGAAGAUCUCCCCGAGCGGGUUGCUAACGAAGGUAAGCGCCCGUUCCGGUGCUGGCCGUAAGGUGGAGGUACUGCUCGAUUAUGAAUCGAACAGUGGGCUGCUGAUCAGUCGUACGGAAGGGCAGGAAAGUUUCAUCUAUCAGUAUGAUGAUUUUGGCCGCUGCGUGAAGGUGAUUGCACCGAGCGGUGAAAUCGUGCACGUACGUACCCUGUUUGAUGAUCGCUCCACGAAACCGAAGCAGGAGGAUCUGCUAGUGUCGGUGCAGAGCAGCAUCCGGUCGGCAUUCGGUGCGCGUGGUGCAUCGAAACCGAUCGAAUACUCCAUUACCGGUGGCAUACAGACGGUGUCGAUUUCACGCGGUGGCAAGGAAACGAUCGGUCGGAUCGGGUCGAUCAAUCAGACCGUUUCGAUGUCGCUGCCGGCCGGUAUACGGUUGGAAUCGUCCGCAGUCGUUACGCAUCCCUGGCUGGAGAAAUUUCUCCCAACCGAGGCCGAGAUGCUACCGAUGUGGUCCCACCAAUCGCUACACGUUGGCGACCGCACGGCGAACGAUCUGUACUCCAACUACGCUCUGUCCUCGGUGGGAUGCAAUGGUGGUAAUGCCGAUCAACAGCAACAUCAUGGUGGUCGCGGCUCGUCCACACUGAACGGUGGCGUGAAGGGUGAAAAAAUGCUUUGCCGCGAUAUCUUUGUAAACGAUGGGAAAAAGUUACGCAUCGAGUAUGAUCCGAUUGCGCAGCGGGAAAUAGUGCGCGAUCGGGACAACGAGGUGAUACUGGUCGUUUCGUACGAUCAGUCCGGACUGCCGACAAUGUUUUCGCCAGGGAUGGGCGAUGCGUACUACCCGCUCAACAUUACGUACGAUCGGUUCAAUCGCAUCGAAGGCUGGCAGUGGGGACCGUCGGAGCUGAAGUACAACUACGACCGGCAGGGGCGGCUUUCGGAGGUGAGCAGCCUGCAGGAUGGUAUCGUAUCGUACAGCUAUAACGAGGGCAACCUGCUCGAGAUGAUUUCACUCGGCAGCCAGCGCAAGUACAAGCUGGUGUACGAUCGGAACGGUGGCUUGCGGGAAAUAGUGCUGCCAAGCGGCACGAAACACACAUUUAGCCUCCAACCAUCGAUCGGAUUUCUACGGUUUACGUACAAUCCGCCCGGUAGCUCGCGUUCCUACCUGCAGCACUACUCGCACAGCGGUGUCCUACUGCAGACGGUGUUUCCCGGCGAUGGUGCACGUAUCGUCUAUCGGUACGACGAUGAGGAUCGCAUCUCGGAGAUCGUGCACGGUGACGGACGGGACGAGUUCCUCUACCAGACGGGUUCACCAUCCUGCGAGCUACCGAUGGCAAUUAUACACACCGAGCGUGAUUUAGAGUUCCGGUGGGAUUUUGACUGUAUCGGCGAACUGUUGCUAGAGGAGCGGAUCGAUUUUUCCGCCCGCAGUGGUCUUUCCAACGUAAAGUUUAACUACGAGUACGAUGACCAUUUCCGGCUGUCAUCGAUCGGUGGUCGAAUCGGGGGCCAGAAUCUACCGCAGCAAUCGUUCGGUUACGAUGAGCGUACCGGGCGGUUAGCUACGAUCGGCCAGUUUGAGGUAACGCGCGGUGACCGGCAGGUAAAUGCAACGACCGUAAGUGACCGUACCGGUACGUUUAUGCGCACCGUCAAUGGGCGCUUUCUGCUGAUGCAGCUGACACUUACCAUCCACCGGAUGGAGGUGUUCCGGAUGGAGUUUGCGCACGAUUUGCACGGACGCAUCGUACAGACGCGCACGUACACGCGCAACGUUGGCGUUAACACGUACACGAAUGUGAAAAAUUUCACCUGGGACUGUGACGGGCAGCUGGUCGGUGUGGAGGCACAGGAACCGUGGGGCUUCCGGUACGAUGACAACGGUAAUAUGCUUUCGCUCACGUACCGCGGCAAUCCGAUACCGAUGGAGUACAAUGCGCAGGAUCGUAUCGUAAAGUUUGGCGAAGGACAGUACAAGUAUGAACCGCGCGGUUUGGUUGCGCAAAAUGCACGCGAGGAACGGUUCCACUACAAUGCGAAGGGGCUCCUGAUACGGGCGACCAAACGCGGACGGUUCGAUAUACGCUACUUUUACGACCAUCUGAAUCGGUUAAUUACGCGCAAGGAUAAUUUCGGCAACGUAACGCAGUUCUUCUACACCAAUCAACGGCGACGGAGCGAGAUUAGCCAUAUCUAUUCACCACGGGACGGGAAGCUAAUGUCGCUAACGUACGACGAUCGUGGUUCGUUGAUUUAUGCGCAGGUUUAUCGAUACCGGUACUACAUUGCGACCGACCAGUGCGGCACACCGGUGAUGAUAUUUAACCAGUACGGUGAAGGUAUCCGUGAAAUAAUGCGCUCACCGUACGGGCAUAUUGUGUACGAUUCGAAUCCGUACCUUUACAUGCCGAUAGACUUCUGUGGCGGUAUACUCGAUCAGGUUACAUCACUGGUGCAUAUGCCGGAUGGUAAGGUGUAUGAUCCGCUCAUAGGACAGUGGAUGACACCGAACUGGGAGCACGUUGAUCAGCGCAUCAAGAAACCGACCAAGCUACAUCUGUACCGCUACAACGGGAACGAUCCAAUCAAUCCACCGCCGCAACUGCAGGACCAUCCGCAGGACCAUCUCGAUUGGCUGCAGCUGAUGGGGUACGACAUUGACAACAUGAUACCGCAGGCAUCGAUCGAGAGCCGGUUCUAUCAGCAACGGAACUGGCUCGAGAAUGCACUGGCCUCGCCGAACGUACUGCGCCGCCAGUACGAGGAGCGCGGUGGUUCCGGUGGCAUUAACAUCGGGUCUGGCUUUAUGGCUCAUCUCAUGGAGCGAUCGAUUCGUUCGCGGCAGGAUCUCUUACAGCUGCCGGAUAGCUUCUUCGGGUCGAGCCUCAAGUCGGAUCCGCUCGCGAUUGGACCGUUCCGGCUUGGGUCGGGUUCGGAUCCACCGUUCGGGCACGGUAUCAUUGUGUCGCGUGUUGUCGUCGAUGAGCCGGAAGGUGGGUACGCAAUCGUGUCGAGCGUACCGGCUGCCAAUCCGAUCUACCGCGAUGUGUACACGUCCGUGUUUAAUCGCACCCGCUUGUUGCCGUUCACGUUCGUCGUGCACAACUCGCUGCAGGAUGCAUUCUUCUUCGUGAAGGAGGACUCGUGGCGUGCGGCGGAAGAUCGGCAACAGUUGAAACGUUUGCAGGGUCAGGUAAACACCACGUUCCACGAUGCCGUGUCGACCGGUGUCGGUGCGAACGGUGGCGGUGGCAGUGCCGGGUCCGGUAUGUCCGGUGUGCCGAAAGCGUCCGCACACCAUCAGGAUGUGAAGAUACACACGACGAAUGCAAUCAUUAACCUAAAGUACGGCACAACGUCGGCAAAGGAACGUCAGCGUUUGAUGCACCAUGCAAAGCUGCAGGCAGUGCGGAAGGCGUGGCAUCGUGAGAAGGAGCUGUUACGUACCGGUCUUAUUUCCAGCUACGAAUGGAACGCACAGGAGAUGGAGGAGAUCAUUAAGAAUGGGUACGCGAAUCUGUACGAGGGCGAGUACGUACACGAUAUCGAUCGCUAUCCGGAGCUGCUCGAGGAUCCGUUCAAUGUGCGGUUCACGAAGAAGAAGGUAAACCAAUCGCGCAAACGAAAACGAAGAGACACGUCAGAGCUAACGGACGGUACCGUUACCGGUGCGUUACGUAACGUUGAGGUCUAGUGAGGCUGUAAGGUUGCGCAGUGUUAUGUAUAAGUUUGAAGGUUCUUUUGCAAUUGCAAGCAGAUUGCUCGAGGAAUUAUUCUCUCCGGGAGAACUCCGUCCGAUUUUCAUUUCCUGGGUCAUUUACCUACCGCACACACGACGAUGCACGCGCGCAUCCGUAUCGUUCAAUCGGUUAGUACAAUCGUUAAAGCAAAGGAAAUUCAAACGUUUUGUUUUUCUUUCGUUUCCCGCCCUAAUUAUCGGAUAAAUCAAACGAUGCUAUCGCCAUACAAUGUUAACUUUCUCUCUUCAUCUGCAAACCUUCAGCGACCAGCGGUGAGGUGUUUCGAGAACGCUGUUUUGUUCGUAACCGUUGAGAUUAAUUGCUAUAAGUGACCGCUUUCAAGCGAUACACGCACAAGAAAACAAACUGAGAACUGCGUUUAAACAUGACUAUAUUUACAAGAAUUCUAAGUUUAACUAACGUUAGUAAUGCGCCUGCCAAUAGCUUGCUGUAACCAUACGAUUAUGAUACAUUUUUUUAAUUUAUUUGUUUAGUAAUUUGUUUUUGCACCGUGAAGCUAAGUUUUAAGCCAAUGUAAACCGUUUGCUUCCGGUUUUCCCAAUAGCUUGGUUUUGUGCUGAUGAUAUAAAAGCAAACGUACACAGCCCUAUCGACUUGCAUCAAGUCCCGAAAUGUGAGAUCUGUAAUGUUUUUAUUUGCUCAUUGCGUUUCGCGUUCGUUUUCCACUGCUAUAGGUUUACUAGUUACGCGUAAUGUGUUUUGCCGCGUACGGAAAAUAUGUAUUUAUAUCAGAUUUUAAUUAAUUCGACGAGCAAAAAACUACAAAAAUUCCCCUAAAACCCUCCAAAACAAAAACGGAAACGAUCGACUUGAGCGGAAUAGAAAACAAAAACCAGCAGCAAGCUUGUUAGUAUUAGCUCGCUUUUGGCAUUGAAAAUCUCAUUACACGUUAAUUUUUUGCACUGCAAGCAACUACAUUUGUAGCAUUAAUGGUUUACCCAACACUUUAUUGAACACACGGCGAACAGCAAUUGGGUUUUGUCCUUCAUGAAGGUUUAUUCGCGUGGAAAGACGAUUGCGAAGCACGAACGGAAACACGUCCCCUGGAAAGCAAAGUGUCCCAAUAAUUAAAAUACUCAUUUAGAGAAAGUACACGCGGACGUGACGUGACUCCACUGACAGGACGGUACAACCCGCCCAGCCCUGUGGCGGCCAAUACUAAUGUAAUGUGUUAGGCAAAGGAUAUAUGUGUAUUGGACUAAGUGUAAAGUGAGUAAAUCGGUAUUGAAACAUCGGUGGAAGCGUGGUCAAACGCGCACGGUGUAAAAGAUGCAAGGAUGCAGUUUUGUUAAGCAGCCUAGGGCGCACACAGGAACUGGAACUGACGGUAUAAACGGAGUGUGCUGCACGGCGCACAACCGGCGCACGCAACCAGGCGCACACACACAGUGGAACGUUACAAGAAUGCGUAGAAUUUAAAUACAACUAGCAGAGUUUGAAAAAAGGAAAUUAAACCAAGCAAAACUAGCGGGAAGGUAUUAGCAAAUAGGAUGUUUAUACCUAUUCACAAUGUAAAACGAAUAUAAAAUAUGGUGAUUCGAGCUUUUAAGACUGUCGUCAAACAUUUUAGAAUGGAGAAGGUAAGUGGAGAAGGUAUAUAAAAUAAAAUAGAAAUUGCAACAACAAAACAAAAAAAACAAACACACACAAUAAAUGUAUUCCACGCCGGCAAGCAAACUGGGAAUAGAGAAACGAAACGAAAGAGCAAAGGAAACGAAGAGGAAACAGAAUAGCAACCGCGAUAUAUAUAUAUAUUAACAAAAAAGAUAAAAAAAAGAUAGUAGACAUUUCAAAUGAAAGCCGCAAAGCGAAAUGGAGACGUGAAGGAAUAGAACCUUGUUUCAAACACAUGUGACCGAUUAUUCUCAUUUGCUAGUAGACGAACUACACUAGAAGCGUACAUAAGUAUGGUCAUCCAUUAACAAAGUAAAAAGAAAAAAAAAACCAAACAAAAAAAAACAACAAAAGUUAGUUACGCGUACGCGAUGCAAAAGCUACCGUAAAAGCAUAAUUGGUGAAUUGGGAUCCAAAACAAAUAUUAUAUGACGAUAAGAGGACAAUUUAUCAGCCGUAAUCCUGUUCCUACUUUCCCCGCAGCUCUAACCGCAGCCCGCCUCCCCACGUGUCGUGUCCGUUUUGUUUGUGUUGAAACAAAUAAAGACAGUUAGGAAUAUUUGGGGGCCGAAUGGAAGCAACUAAUCGUUAUAUCAUUAUUAUGACUGUAAAAUAAUUAAAACAAAAAAAAAACAAACCCCCGAGACAUCUUAGCAAGAUGAGCCACAGAAAGUAAAACAAACCGACCGGAAG